CAACAACACUCUUAUACCAUUCCUGUAAGGUAGACCAGGAUCAUAUGCACAGCUUUUCAUAAACUCCAGUUGCUAAAAUGAGCCGGUCCCCUUUGGUAAAGAGAUGUUUCCUGAUUCUCAGCUAGGUUUCUGCUCCUCUUAGUUAUGGCAGGUGGAGCAGUGCAAUCUUUUGGACCCAGCCCAGGUUCCUUCACAGCCUCCUCCUUUGGCUCCUUUUCCCUCCGUCUCCUGAGGUGUUUUCUUUUAGGGACUGGAUCCCCUCCCUCCGCCCCCUUGCCUGGCUGGGGAUCCUUCUUUCUUUCUCUCCCCACAGACUCAGCCCCCCACUUCCCCUCCAGCCCCAGACCAGAGCCACUUCUCCCUCAGACAAAGCCUCUCCUCCUCCUCCUCCCUUUCUCCCAUCUCAGACCCAGCCUCAAAACUCCCUCAGAAAAGGCUCCUCGCAUUUAAAGGAACAGAGUUGCAUUCCUAGAGAGGGAAGAAGAGAUGGGGGGAGAGAGUGCCAGGUCCUCCAGAGCCAAAGCCCCUCCCUCGCUGCCCAGUCCUUCCUGCAAGGGGGGGGGGCUUUUGUCUCCUCUGCAAAAGCUGCCCGGGGGGCUCCUGCUUCUGCAAGAGGAGAGGGGCAGUUGUCUCUCUGCUCUGCCCCUUCUGGGCUCCGGUGGUGAUGAAUUAGAAAUUAAGAACAAGGGACAACACGACAAAAUCCACACAGUGGAGAAGCCAUAUCAAAAUUUGGAGUGUGGAGAGAACUUCAGUCAGAGUUCCCAUGCCACUUCCCAUCAAAGAAAUCCUACUGGGAAGAAACCAUUUCAGUGCCUGGAAUGUGAGAAGUUCUUUACUAAAAGAAGAGACUUCCAUCGACAUAAGAGAAUUCACAGUGGGGAGAAACCUUAUCAGUGCUUGGAAUGUGGGAAGAACUUCAGUCGGAAGGAUAGUCUUACUUCCCAUCAAAUAAUUCAUGCAGGGGAGAAACCAUAUAAGUGCUUGGAAUGUGGGAAGAGCUUUCGUCAUAGCUUCCAUCUUACUUCCCAUCAAAGAAUUCAUACAGGGGAGGAAUUAUAUCCAUGCUCGGAAUGCGAGAAGUUAUUUACUACAGAAAGAGACUUCCUUCGACAUCAGAAGAUUCACAGUGGGGAGAAACCCUAUCAGUGCGUGGAAUGUGGAAAGAGCUUCUCUAGGAAGGACAGUCUCACUUCCCAUCAAAGAAUUCAUACAGGGGAGAAACCAUAUCAGUGCUUAGAAUGUGAGAAGUGCUUUACUACAAGAACAGACUUCCAUCAACAUAAGAGAAUUCACAGUGGGGAGAAACCAUAUCAGUGCCUGGAAUGUGAGAAGUUCUUUACUACAGGAAGAGAUUUCCAUCGACAUCAGAAGAUUCACAGCGGAGAGAAACCCUAUCAGUGCGUGGAAUGUGGAAAGAGCUUCUCUAGGAAGGACAGUCUCACUUCCCAUCAAAGAAUUCAUACAGGGGAGAAACCAUAUCAGUGCUUGGAAUGUGAGAAGUGCUUUACUUCAAGAAUAGACUUCGAUCGACAUAAGAGAAUUCACAGUGGGGAGAAACCAUAUCAGUGCUUGGAAUGUGGGAAGAGCUUCAAUCAGAAGGCCAAUCUCACUUCCCAUCAAAGAAUUCAUACAGGGGAGAAACCGUAUCAGUGCUUGGAAUGUGGGAAGAGCUUCACACAGAAAAAAUGUCUCACUUCCCAUGAAAGAAUUCAUACAGGGGAGAAACCGUAUCAGUGCUUGGAAUGUGGGAAGAGCUUCCAUUGUAGCUCCCAUCUCAGUCGCCAUCAAAGAAUUCAUACAAGCUUGAAACAAUAUUUUGGAGACUUCUUGAGAGCACAGAUGGAUGAGCAAGACUCAGCUGUCCCUAGAGCAGAAAGAGGCCAUGACAUUGACACUGGGAGCAGUGGGGGAUUCUGGGAAAGCUCCAUGCAGAAGAUCCUGGGAGAGGAGGACACCCUUUGCUCAGAGGUGCAGAGCCGGCAGUUCAGGUGGUUCUCCUACCAGGAGGCCAACGGACCCCGUGAGGUUUGCAGCCGGUUCUACCGCCUUGACCUUCAGUGGCUGAAGCCAGAAAGGCAUACGAAAGCUCAGAUGCUGGACCUAGUGAUUUUGGAGCAGUUCCUGGCUGUCCUUCCACCGGAGAUGGAGAGCUGGGUGAGGGAAUGUGGAGCAGAGACCAGUUCCCAGGCAGUGGCUCUGGCCGAAGGGUUCCUCCUGAGUCAGGCAGAGGAGAGGAAGCAGGGAAAGGAUCUGUUUGCAGAAAUGGGUCCUGAUUCAUCUGAGGCAGAGAGGAUUCCAUUGGUCACCACAAAGUGGCCGCUGGGUGACAGAAGGAUGCCAGCAAGAUAUCCUCAUCCUUCUUUCCAUGGUGGCAAAGUGCAAGUAGCGGCUGUGGAGCCAGAUCAGAGUUCAUUGUGCUUUGAAGAUGUAGCUGUUUCUUUCACAAAGGAGGAGUGGGCAUUGCUGGAUCCUGACCAGAGAGCUCUGCAUAAGGAAGUCAUGGCGGAGAAUCGUGGGAUCAUAGACUCUCUUGGUGGUGAUAAUUUGGAGAUUAAGAACAAAGGAGACAACGCCAAAAUCCAGAAAGUGGAAAUGCCACAUACAUAUUUGGAGUGGGCUGAGAGCUCCCAUUCCACUUCCCAUAAAAGAAACCCAGUGGGAAAGAAACCAUAUCAAUGCUUGGAAUGUGCAAAGAGUUUCAGUCAGAGGGCCAAGCUCACUUCCCAUCAAAGAAUUCACACAGGGGAGAAACCCUAUCAGUGCUUGGAAUGUGGACAGAGGUUCAGCCGGAAGGAUAGUCUCACUUCCCAUCGAAGACUUCAUACAGGGGAAGAACCAUAUCAAUGCUUGGAAUGUAGAAAGAGCUUCAGUCAGAGAGCCCAUCUCACCGCCCAUCAAAGAAUUCAUACAGGGGAGAAACCAUAUCAGUGUUUGGAAUGUGGAAAGAGCUUCACUUGGAAGGUAAAUCUCACAGCCCAUCAAAUAAUUCAUACAGGGGAGAAACCAUAUCAGUGCUCAGAAUGUGGGAAAAGCUUUAGUGGGAGGACCAAUUUUGUUGCCCAUCAAAGAAUUCAUACAGGAGAGAAACCAUAUCAGUGCUCUGAAUGUGGAAAGAGCUUCAUCUGGAAGAAAAAUUUCACUUACCAUCAAAGAAUUCAUACAGGAGAGAAACCAUAUCAGUGCUCCGAAUGUGGAAAGAGCUUCAGUGUGGGGGCCAAUCUCAUAGCUCAUCAGAGAAUUCAUACAGGAGAGAAACCAUAUCAGUGCUUAGAAUGUGGAAAGAGGUUCAGUGCAAGGACUAAUCUCAUGGCCCAUCAAAGAAUUCAUACGGGAGAGAACCCAUAUAAGUGCUUGGAAUGUGGAAAGAAGUUCAGUCGGAAGGAAAGUCUCACUUCCCAUCAAAUAAUUCAUACAGGGAAGAAACCAUAUCAGUGCUCUGAAUGUGGAAAGAGCUUCACUCAGAAGAAAAGUUUCACUUCCCAUCAAAGAAUUCAUACAGGGGAGAAAGUAAAUCAGUGCUUGGAAUGUGGAAAGAGCUUCACUGAGAAGCAAAGUCUCACCUUACACCUAAGAAUUCAUAUUGGGGAGAAACCAUAUCAGUGCUUGGAAUGUGGAAAGAGGUUCACUCAGAAGGGAAGUCUCACUUUACAUCAAAGAAUUCAUACAGGGGAGAAACCAUAUCAGUGCUUGGAAUGUGGAAAGAGUUUCACUCAGAAGGGAGGUCUCACUUCCCAUCAAAGAAUUCAUACAGGGGAGAAACCAUAUCAGUGCUUGGAAUGUGGAGAGGGCUUCACUUACAAGGAAAGUCUUACUUCCCAUCAAAGAAUUCACACAGGGAAGAAACCUUAUCAGUGUUUGGAAUGUAGAAAGAGCUUCAGUCAAAUCUCCUCUCUCAAUUCCCAUCAAAGAAUUCAUACGGGAAAGAAACCAUAUCAGUGCUUUGAAUGUGGAAAGAGCUUCAAUACGAGGGGCCAUCUCAAUUCCCAUCAAAGAAUUCAUACAGGAGAGAAACCGUAUCAGUGUUUAGAUUGUGGAAAGAGCUUCACUUGGAAGAGUAAUCUCACUUCCCAUCAAAGAAUUCAUACAGGGGAGAAACCGUAUCACUGCUUGGAUUGUGGAAAGAAAUUCACCCACAAGGAAAGUCUCACUUCCCAUCAAAGAGUUCAUACAGGGAAGAAACCAUUCCAGUGUUCUGAAUGUGGAAAGCGCUUUACUCAGCAGGAAAGUCUCACUUCCCAUCAAAUAAUUCAUACAGGGAAGAAACCAUAUCAGUGCAUUGAAUGUGGAAAGAGCUUCACUUGGAAGAAAAGUUUCACUUCCCAUCAAAAAAUUCAUGCAGGGUAGAAACCAUAUCUGUGCAUCAGAUGUAGAAAGAAAUUCAGUGGUAGCUGUUAUCUCACUUCCCUUCAGAUGAUUCAUACAGGGAAGAAACCGUAUCAGUUCUUCGAACGUGAAAAGAAAUUACCUAGAAGAAAAGUUUCACUUCCUAUCAAAGAAUUCAUAUAGAACAUUUUGAUAGAGAAAGCAGGGUUUCAAAAUGAAUGAAAAGUUAAAUACUUGGGUAUUACUAUGACAAAUAUGAAUUGUGCAUUGUUCCAAAACAACUAUGGUAUGUUAAGACAUGGACUGAAGUUAAAAAAUUUAUUGCAAGAUGGGAGAAGUUAAAAUAGUCACUGUUUGGUAGAAUUUCGAUGAGAAAGAUGAACGUUUUGCGUAGAAUAAUGUUUUUAUUCUACAAUACCUAUAUUUGACUAAUGACUUAUCGGUUAAACAUUGGUAAAGAGAUUUAUCAAAGUUUUUUAUGUCAAGGGGAAAAAAACCACGAGUCAAAAUGAAAAUAUUACAAGAUGAGAAUGAAAGGGGAGGAUUGGGUUUAGCUGAUAUGAAAUUGUCCUUUGCAGACUGUUAUUUAGUGUGGAUGAAGAAGAGAGUAACAUUGAUAAAUAAGAGACUUCUGGAAUUACAAGGUCAUGAUUUAAAAGCAUGGAUAUUUGUGGUAUAAUAAGUCAAAAUUAAUGUGGAUUUCAAAAACUAUUUAUUGAGACAUACCAUAUUGAGAAUUUGCAAUAGAUGUAAACCUAAGAUAUACGUGAAGAUACCUUUAUGGAUUUCAAUGCAAGAAGAGUUCAUAGAAAAAAGGCAAGAGGCAAAGAGAAAUGGUUAACUUAUCAAGAGUUGAAUAACUCAACUCUAAUGAGUCAAGGAGACUGUAAAAUUAAAACACGGGAACAAGGGUUUUUCUCAGAACAGAUACCGUAUAUUGUAUUCUUGCCUCAUUACACAUGCUAAAGCUAUUUUUGGUCAUCUGCAUACUAUCCCAUGCUUUUUCCUGUAGGACUAAUUGCAGUUUACCGCACCCAUUGAGUCAAUCACCCAUCUCCUACUACUCUUCUGUGAAAAACCCCACCCCACCCUCCCACUAUAUAUAAGGGUCUGGUGACUUCUGUUUCAGUGUAUCUGAAUAAGCAUGCACACGAAAGCUUAUACCCAGAGGUAUAAGGUGCUACUGCGUCAGACCAACAGGCCUACUUACCUGAAUCUUAAAGAAUACAUGAUUACAUUUGUGAGGAAAAUUGGGUUACAUACAGAGGGAACAGUGGGAACAUAUAGGGACCAAAUAAUUAAAAUAUACAUUGUGUUAUGAUUUAAAAGAGAAUGUGUACAAAAUUAUGUAUCCUUGGCAUUUAACUCCUCUGAAGUUAUUUAAAAUGUAUAAAAAUGUUCCAAAUACUGGCAGGUGUAAAGAACAUGAAGGGACAUUUCAUCAUGCUUGGUGGACAUGUAUAAAAAGCUUUAAAAUAUUGGAUACACUGAUUCAGAGAAUUUUGAAGAUACAUUUUCAACUGAAACCAGAAUUGUUCCUGUUGGAACUUAGUAAAGGUAAAGGGACCCCUGACCAUUAGGUCCAGUCGUGACCGACUCUGGGGUUGUGGCGCUCAUCUCGUGUUAUUGGCCAAGGGAACCGACGUACAGCUUCUAGGUCAUGUGGCCAGCAUGACAAAGCCGCUUCUGGCGAACCAGAGCACCACACGGAAAUGGCGUUUACCUUCUCGCUGUAGCGGUACCUAUUUAUCUACUUGCACUUUGACAUGCUUUCGAACUGCUAGGUUGGCAGGAGCUGGGACUGAGUAACAGGAGCUCACCCCGCCGCGGGGAUUCGAACCACCAACCACCUGAUCGGCAAGCCCUAGGCUCUGUGGUUUAACCCACGGUGAAGUUAGGGAUAUACAUUUAGGAAAAGACUAUGGAACUUUAUUUCACUAUACGAUUACAGCUGUGAGACUUUUAUAUGCAAAGAGAUGGAAAGACUAAUCAUUACCUACAAUGGAGGAAUAGUUGUUAAAAUUACUGGAUUUAGCUGAGACGUUGAAUUUGACAUGUUUAAUCAGAGAAAAGUCAUUGUCAGUAUCUACUAAAUAUUGGAAACUGCAGACUUCUUGCAUGAAAAUGAACUCGUAAUAUUUUGGUUUGAGGAAUCACCCUUAUUGUAACGUGAAGCCAUGAGUUUGGGUCCUAGCCUCUGGAGCAGAAGAAAACAAAUUUCCAUGGGACAGCCCUUGAGAUAUUUGAAGAUGGCUAUCCUACCUCCUCUCAGUCUCCUCUUUCCCAGGCUAAACAUACACAGCUUCUUCAACUGUUCCUCAUCAGGCUUGGUUUCCAGACCCUUGAUCAUCUUGGUCACCCUCCUCUGAAUACAUUCCAGCUUGUCAAUAUUCUUCUUAAAUUGUGGAGCCCAGAACUGGAGACAGUACUUCAGGUGUGGUCCGACUACUUCUAUCUGGAAAUUAUAUUUCUGUUGAUGCAGCCUAGAAUAGCAUCACACUGUUGACUCAUAUUAUGCUUGUGAUCUACUAAGAUCCUUUCCCCAUGUACUACUGACAAGCCAGGUGCUCUUCAUCUAAUAUUUGUGCAUCUUUUAUUUGGUUAUUCAUGCCUUAUGAAUGUCAGGAAACUCCUGACAUGCCUUUCAUUUGCCCUUUUUGAAAUUCAUAUUGUAAGUUUUGACCCAGUUCUCCAAUCUGUUAAGGUCAACUUGAAUCCCGAUUCUGUUUUCUGUGGCAUUAGCUGCCCUCCCACUUUGAUAUCACCUGCAUAUUGGAUGAGCAUCCCCUCAAUUUCUUCAUGCAAGUCAUGUAUAAAGACAUUGAACAACAACAAGCCCUUGAGAUCUUACCCAGUAGCUCCUUCAGUUUUUUUGAAAUUGGCCGCCUUAAAGUCCAGAAUGCAUGUCCGACUUCACUCAGCUUUCCCUUGCCUCUAUCCUCAAACCCAGAACAUGAUCACUUUCUACCAAGUUUCCUGGUACUUCCACUUUAUCAAUCAGUUGGUGUGGAUCAGGUCCAAGAUAGAUGGUCCCCUUGUUGCUUCUUCCCCCUUCUGGGAAAUGAAAUGGUCAGCGAGCAACUGGGGAAUUUUUGGACAAUGCAUUCUUAGCAGAGUUGGGAUUCCCAACAGAUAUUGGGGUAGUCAAAGUCUCCCAUGACUCUCUCCUUUUUGAAUCUCUGAUAGUCUGCUCUAGGAAGACAUCACCCAAAUCUUCUCUGUAAUUCCAUUACUGUCUGGUAUGGUACAGCCUCUAAGCUGGAUAAAAGAGGCUCCAACGAGCAGUAAGAACUGCAGAGAGGGUAAUUGGUGUUAGUUUGCCUCCAAUAGAGACAUGCAGGGCUGUCCCUGAAGCUGCCCCAGAAACUCCAGCGGGUGCAGAAUGCCGUGGCGAGGGUCCUUACGGGGUCACUGCUGCAGGACCACAUUCAUCCAGUGCUUUACCAACUGCACUGGCUCCCAGUGGAGUACAGGAUCAAAUUCAAGUUGCUGGUCUUGACCUUUGAAGCCCUAUGCGGCUUAGGACCCUUGUACCUAUGUCCCGGACCUUAAGGUCCACAAAUAACAAUAUUUUGGAGAUCCCGAGCCAUAAGGUGGCUAGAUUGGCCUUGUUAUAAAAUCAUAUUUGGGGGGGGUUGCAGGACACCAUUACUAAUGAACAGAGAGGGGUGACCGAACCUGACAGCUGCAGUUACCCAGAAUCCCUCGCAACACCACCUUCUUCGCCUCUGCUCCACUCCAGAGACCCACACCCCUCCCGCUUGGACUCAACCCUGCCUUAAGGAAGGCUUAAGGAUCAGCAUAUGCACACAUUUCCACAUGACUACUGGUAGCAACUUGGGAGCCAUAAUUCCCUGUCAAUGGUAUCUCAUUCACAAUGGAAGACUCCUCUGAACAAAAGACAGUGAUCAACUCUUAUGAAAAUGUUAAUUUCUCUUUGUGUUUAGGAAUUCACACCUGGGAGGGGUGAUAGGAGGACUAGGAGAGGUGUCAAAAGUGCUCAGAUUUCUACCUUAAACCCUCCUUUUUUGUGAGGUAUUGAUUACAUAGCUGUGAUGUAGGAAUGAUGUAUUGGGGGCGUUUCUUGGUGAUGGGAAAACUGAUAAAAGUGGAGGUUCUUUUUUGUUCUGGGUUCCUUCCUUGUUCUCCUGCUUGAGGGGAAGGACCCUGUUGCAACAGCAAAUAAAGGCUUUCCUUCUCAAACUUCUCUGGUUGGCCUCUGUUAUAUAUUCUCCGACCGAUGGAGAACCCAAUAAGGCUCUUGUGUACCCCAUAAGGGAAUAAGAGCAGAUUUUUGCUUAGAACAGCCUCAACUAGGGCCAGGGCCUUUUCAGUUGGUGGAACUCUCUCUCACAGGAGACUAGUACCCUGUGGGAUUUGACAUCUUUCCGCAGGGCCUGCAAGGCGGAGCUGUUCCGCCUGGCCUUUGGGCUGGACUUAGUCUGACCACUAUGUUUUUUCCUCCCUUAUGGUUUUUAUUUGGGCCAUUUUAAAAUGAGGCUGCAUUAAAAAAAAUUAAUCUAA
Messenger RNA from Zootoca vivipara (common lizard), 8850 nucleotides. Lineage: Eukaryota; Metazoa; Chordata; Lepidosauria; Squamata; Lacertidae. The record is from RefSeq and is a predicted model, not a curated record.